Molecule: messenger RNA, 799 nt
Organism: Austrofundulus limnaeus
Lineage: Eukaryota; Metazoa; Chordata; Actinopteri; Cyprinodontiformes; Rivulidae
Product: max-binding protein MNT
Source: RefSeq, a predicted model, not a curated record
CCUCUGCAGGUGUUUCUGCUCUCAGCUCGUCCAUCAAACACGUCGUCUCUCGCUUCCCUCCGAGGUUUUUCCCAGAUUCCGCCUCUGAUUGUCGUCCUAACCGUGGCGACGUUAUUAACCGGUUACAGGUGGUUUUCAGCUCGGCUCGAGGGACUCCGGAUCGGUUCUGUCACCUCAGCUCGUGCUCAGACCGAGGCUCUGAUGAAGAAUGCCACGCAGACGGCGAGUGGGGAUUAAUGGGUUUUAUCUCAGUGCCCGGGCCCCAGGUGGCCCCUGGACUCCUCCUUUAUUAAACACCUGAUUCCAGGUGAGAUUGGACCAGUUGUAGAUUUCAGAGCUGCUCAGAUCGAUUCUGGUUUCAGGAGGAUUUUACCUGCAGAAUGAUGUUAUUGAAAGCUGAAGUCUCACCGAGGACUCCAGGUUUUUCUGCUCUGGUAUAAUAAUAUCUGCAAAACACUGUUGAACAAAUAAACAUAAAAGUUCAGUUUUUAAUGUAUUUGUAAGAUAUUUAGGUAGAAUACACUUUAAACAUCAGAGUGAACUAGGGCUGGGCGGUAUGAUCUCAAAUUCAUAUCACUGUAUAAAUUGAAUCCCUUCACAGUAAUGGUACAUAUCAUGGUAGGAAAUGAUCAUAAAAAGCAAAGAUAAUGUAAUAUUUAGAGCAUUUAUUUAGCAGAAAACUGUAAUCUUAAUCAAACCCAGCAUGUUUGCUGUAGUACAAAUACAGAAGUACAAAAUGUUUUACUGAGAAACUUGCUGUUUCAGCAAAAUUUAAGUUUAAAUUUAAUUUAAAAACGAU